This is a messenger RNA of Hypomesus transpacificus, 5661 nucleotides long. It is a transcript of the gene dennd5a, whose product is annotated as DENN/MADD domain containing 5A. The record is from RefSeq and is a predicted model, not a curated record. Gene Ontology annotation, molecular function: small GTPase binding; guanyl-nucleotide exchange factor activity. Lineage: Eukaryota; Metazoa; Chordata; Actinopteri; Osmeriformes; Osmeridae. The coding region runs from base 179 to 4159 and encodes 1326 amino acids. The transcript is spliced from 24 exons.
UGAGCCCAGAUGAAAACAGCUGUAUUUGGAGACCCAGAAUGCAUUUCGAGCACAGCCCUGUUCAGAUUUUCUGGUCUCGCGGAGCAUCAACGAUGGCUGCGCGAAAUCAUUUCGGGAUCCCAUAAUAUGCACCCGACUGACAAGACGAGGAAAAGGGUACAGACGGACCAGUCUCAAAAUGACCACCGGCUUCAGCUCGAAUUCCUGUCGAUUCGCAGAUUAUUUUGUAAUCUGCGGACUCGACACUGAAAGCGGGCUUGAACCUGACGAACUGUCCGCUUUAUGCCAGUAUAUAGAGGCUACUAAAUUCAGAGAUGGGGCCAGAGGGAACUUGGCGAGUGCGGAAGAAGGUGAGAAUUUUGAGCAGAGUCCCCUGCGGAGAACCUUCAAAUCCAAAGUUCUAGCGCACUACCCCGAGAAUGUGGAGUGGAGUCCCUUCGACCAGGAUGCCGUCGGCAUGCUGUGUAUGCCAAAGGGCCUGUCGUUCAGGACGCAGGUGGACCUGCGCGAGCCCCAGUUCCACUCCUUCAUCAUCACCCGGGAGGACGGCUCGCGCACCUACGGCUUCGCCCUCACCUUCUACGAGGAGGUGACCAGCAAGCAGAUCUGCAGCGCCAUGCAGACCCUCUACCACAUGCACAACGCCGAGCAGUACGACAUCCUGCACACGCCCGCCUCCCCCCCGCCCGCCGCCGCCCCGCGCGGCCUCCUCCUCCCCCCCCGGCCCCUCCCCGCGCUCCACGCCGCGCCCGCCAUCUCGCGCCUGCAGCGCUUCAACUCCUACGACAUCAGCCGCGACACCCUCUACGUCUCCAAGUGCAUCUGCCUGAUCGCGCCCAUGGCCUUCCCGCAGGCCUGCCGGAAGGUCCUGCAGCAGCUGCACCGCGCCGUCUCCUCCCCGCAGCCCCCGCCCCUCCCGCUGGAGAGCUACGUCUACAACGUCCUGUACGAGGUGCCCCUGCCGCCCGCCGGGCGCUCCCUCAAGUUCUCGGGCGUGUACGGCCCCGUGGUGUGCCAGCGGCCCGGCCCCACCGAGCUGCCCCUCUUUGACUUCCCCGUCCGGGAGGUGUUUGAGCUGCUGGGCGUGGAGAACGUGCUGCAGCUGUUUACCUGCGCCCUGCUGGAGAUCCAGAUCCUGCUCUACUCCCAGCACUACCAGAGGCUGAUGACGGUGGCGGAGAGCAUCACCGCCCUGAUGUUCCCCUUCCAGUGGCAGCACGUGUACGUGCCCAUCCUGCCCGCCUCGCUGCUGCACUUCCUGGACGCCCCCGUGCCCUACAUGAUGGGCCUGCACUCCAACGGCCAGGACGACCGCACCAAGCUGGAGCUGCCGCAGGAGGCCAACCUGUGCUUCGUAGACAUCGACAACCACUUCAUCGAACUGCCCGAGGACCUGCCUCAGUUCCCCAACAAGCUGGAGUUCAUCCAGGAGAUCUCCGAGGUCCUCAUGAACUUUGGGGUCUCUCCCGAAGGCAGCCUGCGCCGCAGCGAGGCCCCCGCCAAGACCAGAGGCUUCCGCUCCGUCGACGUGGUGAGCGACAAGCGCAAUGGGAACCUGGCGGGUUCGCCCCUCAACUCCUACCUGCUGCGGGAGAACGAGACCAUCGCCAGGCUGCAGGCCCUGGUGAAGAGGACCGGCGUCAGCCUGGAGAAGCUGGAUGUGAAGGACGACGCCAGUGGGAACAAGGACCCGAGGGCCCAGUGUGACGAGGAGGAACUGAGGAUGCACCAGCUCAACAUCCAGGUACGGGAGGUCUUCUCCAACCGCUUCACCCAGAUGUUCGCCGACUACGAGGUGUUUGUCAUCCAGCCCAGCCAGGACAAGGAGUCCUGGUUCACCAACCGGGAGCAGAUGCAGAACUUCGACAAGGCCUCCUUCCUGUCGGACCAGCCCGAGCCCUACCUGCCCUUCCUGUCCCGUUUCCUGGAGACCCAGAUGUUCGCCUCCUUCAUCGACAUUAAGAUCCUGUGCCACGACGACGAGGACAAGGAGCACACACUGAGGGUGUUUGACGCGCGCGUCGACAAGAUCCGCAUGCUGAACGUGCGCACGCCCACCCUGCGCACCUCCAUGUACCAGAAGUGCACCGGCGUCGACGAGGCUGAGAAGGCCAUUGAGAUGCGCAUGAUGAAGAUCGACCACACGGCCCUCCACCCCCACCUGCUGGACAUGAAGAUUGGCCAGGGCCGCUACGAGCAGGGCUUCUUCCCCCGGCUGCAGUCUGACGUCCUCUCCACCGGCCCCACCAGCAACAAGUGGGCUAAGCGGAGCGCCCCGGCUCAGUGGAGGAGGAAGGACAGACAGAAGCAGCACGCUGAACACCUGUACCUGGACAACGACCAGCGAGAGCAUGUGGAGUGCCUCCAGCUCCUGCUGUUUCUAGACUACUACUGGCUGUCCCAGUCCUUCAGGCCCUGUCUAAAGUCUGUCACUGUCGACGUGAAGUACAUCCAGGAGGCCAGGAACCUGGGCACCACCAUCAGGCAGCCCAAGCUGUCCAACCUCUCCCCCUCGGUCAUCGCCCAGACCAACUGGAAGUUUGUGGAAGGCCUGCUGAAGGAGUGCCGCAACAAGACCAAGCGGAUGCUGGUGGAGAAGAUGGGCCGGGAGGCGGUGGAGCUGGGCCACGGCGAGGUGAGCAUCACAGGCGUGGAGGAGAACACCCUCAUCGCCAGCCUCUGUGACCUGCUGGAGAGGAUCUGGAGCCACGGGCUGCAGGUCAAACAGGGUAAAUCAGCCCUGUGGUCCCACCUGCUCCACUACCAGGAGAGCAAGGAGAAGAAGGAAGUCACGCCUGGGUGUCUGGGUCCCCCAGGUCUCAUCCACAACACAGAGAGACGUAAAUCGGACGCCGGCUCGGCCAUGCCGCCCCUCAAAGUCUCCCUGAUCCAGGAUAUGAGGCACAUCCAGAACAUCGGGGAGAUCAAGACGGACGUGGGCAAGGCCAGGGCGUGGGUGCGUCUCUCCAUGGAGAAGAAGCUGCUCUCCAGGCACCUCAAGCAGCUGCUGUCCGACCACGAGCUGACCAAGAAACUCUACAAGCGUUAUGCUUUUCUGCGCUGCGAUGAUGAGAAGGAGCAGUUCCUCUACCACCUCCUGUCCUUCAAUGCUGUGGACUACUUCUGCUUCACGAAUGUCUUCACCACCAUCAUGAUCCCCUAUCACGUGCUGGUGAUCCCCAGCAAGAAGCUAGGGGGGUCCAUGUUCACAGCAAACCCCUGGGUGUGUGUGUCGGGGGAGCUGGCUGAGACUGGGGUGCUCCAGGUCCCAAAGAACACACUGGAGAUCACCUUCGAGUGCCAAAAUCUGGGCAAGCUGACUACAGUUCAGAUGGGCCAUGAUAACUCAGGGCUGUACGCCAAGUGGCUGGUGGAGUGUGUCAUGGUCCGAAAUGAGAUCACCGGCCAUGCUUACAAAUUCCCCUGUGGCCGGUGGCUGGGUAAGGGGGUGGACGAUGGCAGUUUGGAGAGGAUCCUAGUAGGAGAGCUGAUCACCCCCAGCACGGAGAACGACGAGCGCAUGUGUCGCACCCCCCCCAUGCAGCAGUCCCCCGGCAUGAUCAGGAGGUUUGUCACCAUCUCACCAAACAGCAAACCAAAGUUGAACACAGGUCAAAUACAGGAGGGGGUAGGCGAGGCCAUCAAUGGGAUUGUGAAGCACUUCCACAAGCCAGAGAAGGAGAGGGGAAGUCUGACUCUCCUGCUAUGUGGGGAGUACGGCCUGGUCUGGGCUUUGGAGCAGGUGUUUCAGCAUGGCUUCAAGUCACCACGCCUCUUCAAGAACGUCUUCAUUUGGGACUUCUUAGAGAAAUCCCAAGGGUACUUUGAGAGUGCAGAGCAGCGGGAGGUGACUCCAGAUGAGAACUGGCAGACCCGAGUUCGUCAUUUCUGUCGCUUUAUGCGUGCCAUCAACAGUACGUCCAGAAACAUAGGCAAAGAUGGAAAGUUCCAGAUGCUUGUCUGCCUGGGUGCCAGGGACCAUUUACUGCACCACUGGAUCGCGCUGCUCGCCGACUGUCCAAUCACAGCCCAGAUGUAUGAAGACACUGCUCUGAUUAAAGACCACUCAUUGGUGAAUUCUCUGAUCAGAGUGCUGCAGACUUUACAGGAUUUCAACAUCACCUUGGAGGCUUCGCUUGUCAAAGGCGUCGGUGUCUAGGCCUCUCGCCAUCUGGACCUGACCCAGGACACUGUUGGGGACCACUAAGAGUUUAUUUAACCUUUUUUUAUGUGUAAAGAGACUUGAACAAAGGAGAUUUCUGGCUUAUAUUAAAGCUACUGUUACAUUUAUCAUAUAUGAAGUGCAAUGAGCCUUUCAAAAUGUGUUAUUUUUUAUCCUCAACAAUGUUGCUGUUAGAUGUUAAAAGUAUGUUUUCUAUUAUGAUCCAUGAUUUCCACAUUGUUGAAGAUAAUAACCGCCUGUGCUAAGCUGUUAUAUUGAAAGCUAAAUAUUUUCAUUGUUUUUGUGAACUGCAGACAAUGGCUAUAUUUAAGAUGGAAAAAAAGGAACAAAAACUGUUAAUAUAUUUUCGACGAAGAACAGUAUUAUUUUGAUAUGUCUGUCAAGUUGCUUGCUCUGUUGUCAAUAUAAUUCCAAUGUCAUAAUGCAGAGCUUGAAGCAAAUGAGUAGAAGUAUGCUUUAUAAGUAUAUAUAAAAUGACGAGAGAUUUGUUCUGCUGUGUGAACAACUGAUUCACCUACAUCGACACAACAGUGUUCAAUGUUAGGUCGAUCCUUGGAUGUACAGUAGUAUGCAAAUCUUUUCUAUGGGUUAACAAGGCCUGGGGUGGUCCUCCCAAGACGACGAUGUAACUGAUAUGCUUGUGAUGCACAAUUGUUUUGAAUUUGAGGAGCAAAAGGCCUUUGUUAUUGUUUCACAUGUGACUCUCAAGCAGUUAUCCUUGCCAUUGUUUGGUGAAAAGUGACUCAUAGCCUUGAUGUAAAUAACUCUAAACUAGUGGAACUUUGUCGACUCCAAAUAACUCAUUCCCCACUUCUUGUUCAGCUUGGUCUUGCGCUGUGUAUUUCCAGCAGGUUAACAUCUUCACUUUACAGUACAGUAGGUUGCAUUUCAUCAGUCCAUCAGAAGUUGAAAUUAUGACACCCCCGUUAAAGACUUUUUCUUAGAACAGAUAUUGGAUUCGAUUCUUUGGCAACACAGAAUGUGGACUGGGAAUGUUUUGAUCAUUGCAGCUGAGGUCAGCGGGGCCAAAGGGCGGUACGUUUGGCUGCUAAAUGAAGCCACAUUCAUUAUUGAGAAGCAAACCCCCCUACCCUCUGAACUGUUGGUAUUUCUGCUAUGCAAUAUCAAUCCACUUCACACACAAAAAAGGAGAAGCUGGAAAAAUAGAUUCUAAUUAUACAACCUUCUCCAUAUAUAUGACUGUGCAGCAUAUGAUCAAUGCAAACAGUGCAGUGUGUCCUUAGAUGUGAAGGAUGUCUUUCCUGUGUGCCAACAAUGUCUGGAUUGAUUGUGUUGUACUGGUUCAUGUAAGAUCCACAUGAGCAUUUUCGGGAGAUAUAUAUUUUUGUUUUUCAAUACUGUAAUUGUACAUUUAUUGACAUAGCCAUGUAAUGUAGUGUUUACUAAGUGAGCAACUGUGUACAGUGUAAAAAAAUUUAAAGAAUAAAAUUACAGAAAUGAAUUUAAUCUGUGUAUUA